AACAGAAACUCUCCUAAUUGCGUGACCUCGACCCGGGUUAGGACCCUGUGCCGAGCCUCGGUUCCCCCGUCAUGUGAAACGAAGGUGAAAGAACUCUUUUCUUCUUUGGGAGUCGAAUGUAACGUCUUGGAACUUGAUCAAGUUGAUGAUGGGGCCAAGAUUCAAGAAGUGCUGUCAGAAAUCACUAAUCAGAAAACCGUGCCCAAUAUUUUCGUGAAUAAAGUGCAUGUAGGUGGAUGUGACCAAACUUUCCAGGCAUAUCAGAGUGGUUUGUUACAGAAGCUCCUUCAGGAAGGUUCGGCAUAUGAUUAUGAUCUCAUCAUCAUCGGUGGUGGUUCUGGAGGCCUUUCAUGUGCGAAGGAAGCUGCCAUUUUGGGAAAGAAAGUUAUGGUGCUAGACUUUGUUGUCCCGUCACCUCAGGGCACAUCCUGGGGUCUUGGUGGCACUUGUGUAAAUGUAGGUUGUAUUCCUAAGAAAUUGAUGCAUCAGGCUGCCCUUUUGGGGCAGGCAUUAUGUGACUCAAGGAAAUUUGGCUGGGAGUAUGAUCAACAAGUGAGGCACAACUGGGAGACGAUGACAAAAGCGAUUCAGAACCACAUCAGCUCUCUAAACUGGGGCUACAGGUUGUCUCUGAGGGAAAAGGCUGUGGCCUAUGUCAAUUCCUAUGGAGAAUUUGUUGAACAUCAUAAAAUAAAGGCAACCAAUAAAAAAGGACAGGAGACUUAUUAUACUGCUGCACAGUUUGUCAUAGCAACGGGUGAAAGGCCACGGUAUUUAGGAAUCCAAGGAGAUAAAGAAUACUGUAUUACUAGUGAUGACCUUUUUUCUCUGCGUUAUUGCCCUGGCAAAACAUUAGUGGUGGGUGCCUCUUAUGUCGCCCUGGAGUGUGCAGGGUUUCUGGCUGGCUUUGGCCUAGAUGUCACAGUUAUGGUACGCUCAAUCCUUCUCCGUGGCUUCGACCAAGAAAUGGCAGAAAAAGUGGGUUCCUACAUGGAGCAGCAUGGUGUGAAGUUCCUAUGGAAAUUCAUACCUGUGAUGGUUCAACAGUUGGAGAAAGGUUCACCUGGAAAGCUGAAAGUGUUGGCUAAAUCCACUGAAGGAACAGAAACAAUUGAAGGAGUCUAUAACACAGUUUUGUUAGCUAUUGGUCGUGACUCCUGUACAAGGAAAAUAGGCUUGGAGAAGAUUGGUGUCAAAAUUAAUGAGAAGAGUGGAAAAAUACCUGUAAAUGAUGUGGAACAGACCAAUGUGCCAUAUGUCUAUGCUGUUGGGGAUAUUUUGGAAGAUAAGCCAGAGCUCACUCCUGUCGCCAUACAGUCAGGCAAGCUGCUAGCUCGGAGACUUUUUGGGGCCUCUUUAGAAAAGUGUGAUUAUAUUAAUGUUCCGACUAUGGUGUUUACUCCUCUGGAGUAUGGUUGCUGUGGAUUAUCUGAAGAGAAAGCUAUUGAAGUAUAUAAAAAAGAGAAUCUAGAAAUAUAUCAUACUUUGUUCUGGCCUCUUGAAUGGACAGUAGCUGGCAGAGAGAACAACACUUGUUACGCAAAGAUAAUCUGCAAUAAAUUCGACCAUGAUCGGGUGAUAGGAUUUCAUAUUCUUGGACCAAACGCCGGUGAGGUUACCCAAGGAUUUGCAGCUGCAAUGAAAUGUGGGCUCACAAAACAGCUACUUGAUGACACCAUUGGAAUUCACCCCACAUGUGGGGAGGUGUUCACGACUUUGGAAAUCACAAAGUCGUCUGGACUAGACAUCACUCAGAAAGGCUGCUGAGGCUAGGCCUGCUGCUGUUUAGUUUUCCUUGUCAUAUUCUCAUUUCUCUCAAAGAUAAGAAUGCUCUCGGAU
Messenger RNA from Symphalangus syndactylus (siamang), 1839 nucleotides. RefSeq names its product thioredoxin reductase 3 (gene TXNRD3). Gene Ontology annotation, molecular function: flavin adenine dinucleotide binding; thioredoxin-disulfide reductase (NADPH) activity; glutathione-disulfide reductase (NADPH) activity. The record is from RefSeq and is a predicted model, not a curated record. Lineage: Eukaryota; Metazoa; Chordata; Mammalia; Primates; Hylobatidae. Gene Ontology annotation, cellular component: cytosol; mitochondrion. Gene Ontology annotation, biological process: cell redox homeostasis; cellular response to oxidative stress; glutathione metabolic process.